Molecule: messenger RNA, 381 nt
Organism: Ostreobium quekettii
Lineage: Eukaryota; Viridiplantae; Chlorophyta; Ulvophyceae; Bryopsidales; Ostreobiaceae
Source: the annotation of a GenBank genome assembly
AUGUGGCCACUGCCGACGUGGUGGCAUAUGCCAGCGUCCUUUGGGUGGCCUGCAGGACUGCUGCGACCAGGGACAAAAUGUGCUUGGUGGAGACCGACGGUGGCAAUUGGCCGGUGGCUUCGCGAGGGUGCAACUCGGAACGCGGGCUGUGACCCAAGGGUUGCUCACAGAGCCGGACGCAAUUACACAAUGAUGGUCAGAGGUAGAAUUGGUUUCGCAGUGAAUGGACAUAUGGUUUGUGUGCUUGGAACGGGCUCCCCCAAUUUGAAACUCGUGGACCAUUUAGAAGUGCUGCAGGACGUAUUCUCAAGCUGUGGAAAGGGCAACGGGGGCGUGGUGAGGGGAGGGCGAGGGCGGCCCCCACUCAGAAACAACGGAUGA